AUGUCACCAUCAAAGCAAUCAGACAGUCUACAGGCAACGAAUCAACCUCGGCCACCUGUACCGUUCCAGCUUACAUUAUACCCACCAUCGCUACGGCCUAACCAGUACUACACUCCAAAAGAAGAAGAGGUUCUGAUUGAAAUAUCAACCGAUGAAGAGCUCGAUCAGGAUGAAAAAUACCCAGAAGAAGCAACACGAAAUAUCGAACAACUCAUUGAAGAAUCAUCAGAUAAGGGGCUUUUUCAUGCCAAAUUGAAGCGAUUAGAGAAGGAAAGUUUACGCCGAUUUGAAAACAAAUGGACGGGGAUAAUAUCAAAGUACCUGAAUAUAAAUGAUGAACGUGAAAGUGAUGAGAUUGAUUUGGUGACUGGAGACAUUAUCACCAACAAUGGCCAUUUGCAUCGACUUCGGAGUGGCGAUGAUGAUGGCAAAAGAAGACGACGGCUAACCACUUUCAAAUUGUGGAAACAACACGAGGAUACAAGACAUGAUAAUGCAACUGUUCGAAAUAGACUACGGAAACAACUUGACGAAAAAGCUGCUAUUAAAAAAGAACGAGAAAGAAACAUGAGACGCAUGAGGAUCCCAUCACCACUGAAAUCGAGUAGCAACUCAGUUUUAACGAGCGCAGAUUCCUUGCGUCAUGUAUCUCCCACUAAAGGACAAGUCCCCAUUGGAGUUGAUACUGACGAAUCACCCACCAAGAAGCGCAAAAUAUUCAUUCAACAAGAUUCUGAGAUCUCCAAUUCCGAGUAUAGCGAGACUGAAACCAAUAUGUCUAGUGACUAUUCAGUCGAUAAUGGAAGCGAAGCUGACAAUACAGUUGAGGAAGAUGAGCUGUAUGAAGAGUCUAGUGACGGUUCCGAGGGAGACAACGAAGAGGAAAGCUCUGAUAAUGAAGAGAGACAGGAGGCGGUGCUGCUGCUGCUGCUGCUGCUGCGGAAGGGAAAUUAUUUUAGCCAAUUUAGUUCAUCUAUAUUGAAUGCGCCUAGAUUGGGCUUGGAUGAGGGUCCGCUUUCACGAUCCACGCCAGAGCCAGACUUACCGUCAGAAAACAAAAGAGCGAGCCUGCCAAUGAAGAAGAGAUCGGGAAUUGAGUUUGGCUUGAUUCCAAUGAAACACAAACCACAGCCAUCGAAAGUGAAAUCGAAGCGUUUCCAGCAAAGUAGAAACGACUCCAGUGACAACGACAACUCCAUUCACAACCUUAGUCAUUUGUUUUUGGAGCAUUCCCUGCCCAAACCAAAUAAGGUUCACAAUCAAGAUCAGCGAGAACGAGACGAAAUUGAACCUUCGCCAUUUCUUGAUCAGUCGCUGCCAUUGAAUUCUCCAGCUAAAAACGAUGACAAGCACCUCGAUAAAAAUGUAUUGAGUUUGCUAAAAUUGCAGACGUUGCCACCAUUAACUAAUAGAGCAUCAUGUGAAUCAUUUGAAGAGCAAAUUAGCAUUGUCGAAGAACCAUACUAUUUUAUGGGAAAUAUUCUGCCUUCUCCUGCAUCGUUACUGACACUCAAGAUUUUCAAUUGUUGUGUUACCGGCUGCUCAUUCUGUACAAUGAAUCGAAAGAUGUACGCAUCACACCUAAUCAAGCAUCAUUCAGAUAUACUUUACCAAUUGGGAUACCCAGUGGAGUUGGACACUAGACGCGACUCGAUGGCAACUGCAGAAGAUGUAGAGAGACAAGUUACCCCAUCCGAGAAAAGAACCUUGCUCAAUGAGUUCCCCUUGCGAUUCGAAAUCCCCGUUUCCGCAACUAGUGUUUAUAAAUGUGGCAAAUUAGUCAAUAAGGGUGACACUUCACCAUGUCAAAUGUUUUUCUUACAUUUUGAAGACUUGAUCAAACAUCAACAACGUGGGGAAUGUAAUUGCCAAACGCAGAUUAUCUUUUGUCCCAUCUUGGGGUGUGGAUAUAUGACUGAUGGCGGGUAUGAAGAAUGGCGCAAUCAUUUAAUCGAUGCUGGUCAUUGUCAAAUUGAACAUACACGGGAUGACAAGAGGAGAAGUGAACUGAAUGAUGUUGAUGCCGCAAAGGGCCACAAUGGAUCAAGUGCCGCUGACGCUGAUGAUCGUGACGAUGAUAGUGAUAUUGAGAUUGUGGAAGUGAGAACACUGACUGCAUUUCUGGAUGAUGCAAGUAGCAACAACAGUACGCGAGAUUCAACCUCAAUUGCAAGUCAAAAUCACAAUCCACCAUCGUCUAAUCCCAAAAAUCACACAAUUAUAUAG
Molecule: messenger RNA, 2226 nt
Organism: Lodderomyces parapsilosis
Lineage: Eukaryota; Fungi; Ascomycota; Pichiomycetes; Serinales; Debaryomycetaceae
Exons: 1
Coding region: 1-2226 (741 amino acids)
Cellular component (GO): nucleus
Molecular function (GO): protein heterodimerization activity; histone binding
Source: RefSeq, a predicted model, not a curated record